Molecule: messenger RNA, 1646 nt
Organism: Psylliodes chrysocephalus
Lineage: Eukaryota; Metazoa; Arthropoda; Insecta; Coleoptera; Chrysomelidae
Source: the annotation of a GenBank genome assembly
AGAAGAAUGAUUUUAACCUCUCCUGUUAAUUUAUACGUUACGUUUACCUUGGAUAAAAUAUUUUUUAACUAUAACAAAUAAUGUAUUAAAAUGGGUUCCAGCAGAAAAAAAAAGUACGAAUCAGAUUCUUCUUCAGACGAUUCGAGUGGUUCCUCUUCGUCGGAGGAUGAAAGAACUACCCACAAAAAGACUUCAAAAAAACAAAAACAUUCCUCAGAUGAUAGUGACAAAGAAGUCGAUGUGAAAUCAAAAAAACGAAGAUAUGCAGAGUCUUCCGAUGAUGAUUCUUCAGAUGAAAAAUCCAAAAAAGCCCAACGAAAUGCAAAGAAACGAGAAGCUGAAUCUAAGAAAACAGACCAGGAGAGGGGACACAAACCUAAACAUCCAAGUGACAAAGAUACACAUCAUACUCAUAGGCACAAGGAUAAAAUAAAACCACAAGAAAGAAAUGUAGAUGAAGAUAGACCUAAAAAAGAUUAUCACUCCAGAGAAAGAUCUGAUAAAGAGGUACAUAAUAAAGACAGAAGAGAAGAUAGUAGAGACCAAAAGAGCUCUGGUAAAGACAGAGACAAGUAUGACGAAAAAGAAAGAUAUGAGAAUAAAGAUAAAUAUGAUGAAAGAAAUAGAUAUGAAGAAAGGGAAAGAUAUGAUAGCAGAGAUAGACGAGAGGAAAGAAACAGAAAUAAUGAUAGAGAGAGAAAUAAUGAUAGAGAAAGGAAUGAUGAUAGAGAGAGAAAUGAUAGUAGAGAUAGGAAUAGGAAAGAUGAUUACAGGAAUCCCAGGAAUACUGAGGGAUACAGAAGAGAUGGAGAAGAUAGACAAAGGAGAAAUGAUAAUAGACGUAGGAGAAGCAGCUCAUUCGAUCAUGCCAGUGCAAAGUGGGGUAAACAGGAUGAUUCACAGCAAAACAAAAAUAAAAAGGAGGUACAAGAUAAAGAAAAACCGAAUUUUGGACUUUCUGGUAAAUUGACAGAAGAGACUAAUACAUACAGAGGGGUCGUGGUCAAGUACAGUGAACCUCCUGAAGCUAGAAAACCGCGAAGACGGUGGAGAUUGUAUCCUUUCAAGGGUGAAAAGGCAUUACAGACUUUAUAUAUACAUAGGGAAAGUGCUUACCUUAUUGGAAGAGAAAGGAAGGUGGUGGAUCUGCCUGUAGACCAUCCAUCUUGUUCAAAACAACACGCUGCUCUUCAGUAUAGAUUAGUGCCUUUUACUAGAGAGAACGGCUCAGUUGGUAAAAGGGUAAGACCAUAUCUUAUUGAUCUAGAUUCUGCGAAUGGAACUUUUAUAAAUAACAAAAAAAUAGAACCAAAAAAAUACUAUGAACUGAUUGAGAAGGACGUUAUUAAAUUUGGGUUUAGUUCAAGAGAGUAUGUUUUGUUGCAUGAAAAUAGCAAGGACGAAGCUUUGGACGAUGACGUUAAAUUGGAACAAGAAGAUGAAGUUGAGGUGAAAGUGAAGAAGGAGGAGGAGCAGGAAGAAAAUUAAUUUUGACAUUUUGUAAUUAUAAUUUAUUAAGUGUCUAAUAAAAAUUUCUUAAAAUUUUUUUAUUAAACAACAUUUUCAAGUACCUAACUUUUUUGAUGAAGUUAAAAUUAAAGAAAUAUUUAAGAUGGAUCUGUUUUAUUUCGAAAUAUGCUAUAUUA